Molecule: messenger RNA, 1676 nt
Organism: Vitis vinifera (wine grape)
Lineage: Eukaryota; Viridiplantae; Streptophyta; Magnoliopsida; Vitales; Vitaceae
Exons: 6
Coding region: 636-1394 (252 amino acids)
Source: RefSeq, a predicted model, not a curated record
UUUAUUUCUGUUACAUUUUCUGAUUAGAUGCAACUUCAGCCUGACGUUUUUUUUAUUGGUGAGUAUUGUAGGAAAAAUAAUUAAAGAAUUAAUUGGCUAGGAGGAAUAAAAUUCUUAUAUUUUUUAAUUUAUUUUUAUUUUCAUAUUUUUUGUUUGAAGAGUAAUUUAUUUUUAAUAUAAAUUUUAAGUAUUUAUAAUAUAUUUUUAAAUAAAAGAAGAUUAUUUUUAUAAAAAAAAUAAAAACAUUUUUAUCAGAACAAAGACAACAAAAAGGGAGGAAGGGAGAUUUAAUUUUCUGAGUUUCAUAAUAUACCCUGGCUCAUUUUUAUUUCUUAAAUAAUUGACAACGUGUCAAAAUUUCAUUAUUUCUUAAAUUGACAACGUGUCAAAAUUUCAUUGACCAAGUAAUUAAAAGUACACAGUUUGGGUAAUUGGGUGGAGCCUCUUCCACGAGGGGCACAAAUAAAGUGGGCCCGGAAGCUGACGUGGUGGACUUGGAGCAUCCAGAGACCCCCUGCCUGGGCACGACACCAUUCCCAAAAUGCGAGAAACUCGAGACUCACUGUAGCCGAACCUCCACUCGAUCACACGAUUCACACCCAGCACAUGUUAGUCCUCAACCCUUCCUUCGAGCCAUGGCGUUUUCUCUUCUUCUAUCGUCGGCGUUCUCUUGUCCUCCUUUCCUCUCGUUGAAGCCUCAUCUUUUACGACCUCCUGGCUUCGCUUCUUCAUUCCCGAAUCUUCGAAAAAGUUUCCACCAGAGAAGGAUUAGAAAGGGGGCGUGCAGGGCGGAGUUGUCGCAGGACGCACCUUUCGCGAUUGCGAUCGGCGCUUGUAUGCUCAAUUCUCUAGUGUUUCCAAUCACUUCUGGUGCGGAUGAUGAUGGCGACACUGUAAUUGAUUCUACUGAUGCGCGGUUCGCGGUGAUGGGGAUCAUAAGUUUCAUACCUUACUUCAAUUGGCUGAGUUGGGUGUUCGCCUGGAUGGAUACUGGGAAAAGGCGCUACAUUAUUUAUUCGAUCGUGUACUUGGCUCCCUAUCUCAGGUCAAAUUUGUCACUACUGCCUGAGGACAGCUGGCUGCCCAUUGCAAGCAUUGUUUUCUGCAUCAUUCACAUUCAGCUGGAAGCAAGCAUCAGAAAUGGAGAUAUUCAGGGCUUUCAACUAUUUAGUGGGGUUGAGAAACAUCUUUCAUCGAUAACUGGAAAGAAGAAUACUUUGAAGGAUCAUCAAGGAACCACUAAGGAGGGGAAAAGGAAAGAGCACACAGGCCUGCCUUCGGCUGAAGAACAAUCGAGAAAUGAGAUUCGGCAGUGGGGUGUUCCUAGAAAACCCUCACAAGAGCCUGAACACUUGAAUGAAGAUGAGGGUGAAGAUGACAGAAGGCAAUGGUAGAAAGUCAAGAAUCGCAUUAGGGGACUGUAUUGUAAUAUUUGGCAAUUAGCCCGUUCUCUCUUUCCAAAACAUAAACGCCAUUGACAAGAACUCUCAGGCACACAACAGCAGCAACAAUACCGGAAAAGCAAGCUUACCUGAGAGCAAAGGAAGUCAUUAUAAUGUUACUGCCGGUCAGUUCAGGCAGCUCAUUUUUACUGGAAAGCCCGUAAGGGGUGGGAUUAAUGUGUUAUUACUUAUUACUGCCUCCUGUGUUGAAAUGGCUAAAUCUUUGGAUACCCA